AUGUCUGGUAAACCGAAAGGUGAUAAUUGAUGUUGUUUUGUGAUAUUUGAUGUUGUAUAGUUUUGUGAAAUUUUUUCUGGUUUCCGAAAACCUCUAAAAAGUCUAUUUUUUGAAGUUGCUAUUCGAAACCCUAAAAAUCACAUUUAAUAAUAGUGCUGUAGUUUCAAUUCAUUUCUGCCACAAUAAUUAGAUUUUUGAAGGAUCCCAUGAAAUUUUAUAAUUAUGUUGUACUUCUAAUUUCCAAUCUCUAUCUAUCUAAAACCCAUGUUUUUGCAGCACAAUCAAGAAUGAAGCGCGACAAGAAAGACGAGGAAUCUAGCGGAAAUCUCUACGCGCAUUUGGACAAAACAUCUGUCCUCCAAGAAGCCCGUGCGUUCAACGAAACUCCAAUCAACGCGAGAAAAUGUAGUUUGAUCCUCACAAAAUUGCUCUACAUCAUCCAACAAGGCGAGUCAAUCGGAAGAACCGAAGCAACUGAAGCAUUCUUUGCUGUCACCAAAUUGUGGCAAAGUAAAGAUGCAAAUCUUCGUAGAUUGGUUUAUCUCGUUGUCAAAGAAUUAUCAAAUAUCUCGGAUGAUGUUAUUAUUGUAACAAGUAGUUUGACAAAAGAUAUGACUGGAAGAGAAGAUGUUUAUCGACCAGCUUCUAUAAGAGCACUUUGUCGAAUUACUGAUACUGGAAUGUUGCAAACAAUUGAAAGAUAUAUGAAACAAGCAAUUGUUGAUAGAAAUGGUUCAGUUUCAUCAGCCGCAAUUGUUUCAUCAACUCAUCUUAUGAAAAAGUCGUCAGAAGUUGUUCGUCGUUGGGCAAAUGAAGUUCAAGAAGCUGUAUCUUCUGACAAUCAUAUGGUUCAAUAUCACGCUCUUGGUCUUCUUUAUCACAUUCGUUGUAAUGAUCGCUUGGCUGUUAAUAAACUCGUCCAAAAAUUCAGCAAAAACUCAUUGCGUUCACCAUAUGCUGUCUGUUAUUUGAUUCGAAUUGCUGCUCGUUGUCUCGUCGAAGAUGAUCAGUAAGUUUUCAUAUUUUAUGAAUAAUAAUAGCGUAAUUUUCAAUUUUCAGACCAGAUUCCUCAAUGUUCACUUUCAUCGAAUCAAGCCUUCGCCAUAAGAGUGAAAUGGUUGUCUACGAAGCUGCCAGUGCAAUUGUCAGUCUUCCACACACAACUUCUGCUGAACUUCAACCAGCAAUUGCUGUUCUUCAAUUAUUCUGCUCUUCUCCAAAAGCUGCUCUUCGUUUUGCUGCUGUUAGAACUUUGAACAAAGUUGCAAUGGCUCAUCCAACUGCGGUUAUGAGUUGUAAUGUUGAUUUGGAGAAAUUGAUCACUGAUUCAAAUAGGUUAGUUUGAAGUUGUCAAGGAUCAGCGCCUAGAAAAGCUGAUUUUCCAGUAGCAGAGCCUAAUGAAUAUAAUUGUUAAGAUGUUGCGCCUAGAAUUCCCCUUUUAAACAUAAAGAAUAUUUCAAUAUUUUCCAGAUCAAUUGCAACUUUGGCAAUCACAACUCUUCUCAAAACUGGAGCUGAAAGCAGUGUCGAACGACUUAUGCAACAAAUCAGUGGAUUUGUCAAUGAAAUCUCGGAUGAAUUCAAAAUUGUUGUCGUCGAUGCAAUUCGCUCAUUAUGCUCAAGAUAUCCACGAAAACAUGCUGUUAUGAUGCCAUUUUUGGCAAAAAUGCUUCGAAAUGAUGGAAGUUUUGAAUAUAAAAAAGCUAUUGUUGAAACAAUUAUUGCAAUCAUCGAAGAGAAUCCAGACGCAAAAACUGCUGGUUUGGCUCAUUUGUGUGAAUUUAUCGAAGAUUGUGAACACGAUAAUUUGUCAACAAGAGUUCUACAUUUGUUGGGAAGAGAAGCACCAAAAACACCAAAUCCAAGUAGUUAUAUUCGAUUUAUUUAUAAUCGAGUUAUUCUUGAAAGCACUAAAGUUCGAGCUGCUGCAGUUACUGCUUUGGCUAAAUUCGGAGCACAAUGUGUUGAUUUGAGAAAAUCGAUUCAAGUUUUGUUGAGAAGAUGUUUAUUGGAUAGCGAUGAUGAAGUUCGUGAUCGAGCAACUUUCUAUUUGAAAAUGUUGACUGAAGCCGGAGAAUCAGUUAUUCAUAAUUUCAUUUUGGAUGGUCUUCAAAUUUCGCCAUCCGGUUUGGAAAGAGCUGUUUUGGAUUAUUUGAAAUCUGGAAAUUAUAGUGCACCAUUUGAUUUGAGAAUUGUUCCAGUUUCAACUCAAGCAUUAUCACAACCAGAAAAACGUGUUCCAGCACUUGUUGAAAUUGAAGAAAAAACCAAAAACUGUUAAAGUGGAACCUUAUGCUGCACAACUUGCUGCAAUUCCAGAAAUUGCAAAACUUGGACCAGUUUUCAAAUCUGGAACAAGAAUUGCGUUGACUGAAUCAAUUGCUGAAUAUACUGUUCAUCUUAUCAAGCAUACUUUUGCAAAUGCUAUUGUUUUGCAGGUAAGAUUUCUGAAUUAAAGACUAAAGAAUUAUUCUACAAUUAAUAUUUUAUUUCAGUUUGAAUGUAAAAAUACAAUGAAUGAUCAAUUACUUUUGGAUGUUUCUGUUGAACUCGAAGAUCCAGAAAGUGAAUGGCAACCAUCUGGAUCAAUUGAAAUUCCAAAAUUACCUUACGGUGAAGCUCAAUCAGCUUACACAAUUCUUGAAUUCCCAGAAUCUGGUGCAAUUUCUGGAAGUCUUGGAGCAAUUUUGAAGUUCAAAGUAAUGGAUGUUGAUCCAACUUCAGGAGAACCAGAUUCGGAAGAUACUUAUGAUCAAACAUAUGUAUUGGAAGAAGUCGAAAUUGCUGUAUCCGAUUCAAUUCAAGCUGUCUCAAAAAGUUCAUUUGCAAGUGCUUGGGAAGCAUUGGGAGAAGAUUCAGCAAGAGAGGAAACAUUCCAAUUAUCAACUGUUGAUACAAUUCCAGAAGCUGUUAAGAAAAUUGCUGAAAUUCUUGGAUUAUCACCAUGUGAAAGAUCGGAUCGUGUUGGAGAGGGAAAAACACAACAUACUGUAUUGUUGUCUGGUAUUUUUAGAGGUGGAUAUGAUGUUUUGUCGAAAGCGACUGUUGCUAUUGAUCCAAGUGAUAAUUCAAUUAAUAUGAAUAUUAUUAUUAGGUGAGUUAUUUUUUCGAAUAAUUUUAUACUCUGAAGAGAACUGGCUACUGAAUUGAGAAUGAUUUCUCUCCAAAAUCAUUGGAAAAAAAAUGAACUGUUGUUGAAAAAUGAAAAUUUCAAAAUUUUGCUGAGUUUAUAAAUCCAAAUAAUGAUUGAACUCAGGAAGAAACACUUUGAAAAGCAAGUUUCCAUAAUUCUUCAAAUUUUAAAAAGUUUUGAAAUGGUUUUAUUGAUUAUUAAUUUUGAAAUAACUACACGUUUUCAAUAAUUAAAGAAGUCUUCCCAUCUAAAAUUUUCGUAAUUUUGAUCACAAUCUUUGAACAAUGUUCAUAUUAUUUUAUUUUCUCUCGAUCUGAAAAUCAGAAAAAAAUCCUCAUGACAUUUAUCUCGAGUCAAGUCAAAAGUCAAACAAAAUCUCUUAUAUUUUUCAUCUUUUUUUCCUGUUUCAAAACUUCCGUUCUCAUUUCUUUCCACCGGAAAUGCUACUUUUUGUCUUGUCUAACAAUCGAUUUGAUCAGCAGGUGUCCUUUAUCCAUCCCUAUUUUUUCAUCUAAUAUCAUUUCUCUGCGUCUCUCUUUGCUCAUAAUCUCUCAUCGCCCCUCUCACUUAAUGAUGUUUUUUUUGUGCAAAUGUGUUCCCGCCUCAAUUCAGUAGCCAUUUUCUAAGAAAAGAGUGUGAAUUUGUUUGUUUUGGUCAUUUUUUAUUAGUCAUAUCUUUAUUCAGGUCAACCGAGCCACUUGUUUCCGAUCUUGUCAUUUCGGCUGUUGUCUAA
Molecule: messenger RNA, 3866 nt
Organism: Caenorhabditis angaria
Lineage: Eukaryota; Metazoa; Nematoda; Chromadorea; Rhabditida; Rhabditidae
Source: the annotation of a GenBank genome assembly